AUGUCGGAUUUUGAUUCAUUAGGGUCCACGGCUACCCUGGACUCCGAGCCUACACGCGGGUCUCUCCAUAUCUUCAUCCCCCACAUCUUCGGUGGCGCGGUGCUUGUUAUCAACGCAUGUCGAGUCAUCUAUGCUCGCUAUCAAGCCCGACAAAGAGCAAAUGACUGGACAACACCCCAGUGUCGCUUGCACUUCUUUUUGUUUGUUCUUCUUGCCGUAUUGAGCCUCGGACACACAUGGUACCAUAUGGUUUCAUGGUUUGCGCAAUCAUAUCGCCAUGUCAUGGAGACUCGGUUUCCAGUCGAACACCAAACUCUCUCACUGUUUUCAAAGAUGAGAUUGUGGCUGCUUAAUGUUAGGCUUUUCAAGGAAGCCUACGUAGCUGUGACUAGAUCCCCGGCCGGGUUUUGGUGGCUUGAACAGACAUUCCUCUGGUCGAUAGGAUGGAGUGUUUUUGUGGGCGUCAUGGGUCGCAAAUACAAGAUUCCUUAUCUAUGGUCCUAUAUUUUGAUUGACCAAUUCGUGGCACCGUCGUUUGUGUUCAGCUUGUUCUUUGCGCUUAUACUCGUAUCCUCGAAGUUGCCAUCUGGUCAAAGUAAGGGCAAAGCGGACCACGACCAGGAUCAACCAUUGUCCGCCAAUUCACACCUGAUUUAUGAGAUACUACCUGUUGCAGGGUCAUUGCUCUGUACCGUGGUCGUUCCUUUUGUCGGAGGCACUAGAUAUCUUGUUCCACUUGUGCUCGUCCCGCAUGUCUGUGUCUUUAUUCCCGUGUUCGCGCGCCCUUCGCCGUCUCCUGUCGCUUUCAAGGCACCUGCCCAGAUCGCGUAUCACAGGGAGCAAGAUAUGAGUCGAUACGUCGCUUUCUUCCAGGCCUGGUUUGCUAUUUCUGUUCUUCUCCAGGCUCACUCGACCUAUGUCGUCCUAGAAAGCUUAGGAGGUAGUGCGAACCCUGCCUUGUUCCCGGACUUUGUGCGAAAUCUGAUUACCACAAUGUACGAACAUCCCGCCGUGACCUGCUGCGCAUGGGAUGCCGUUCACUUGAUUAUAUCUGUGAGCGCGUGGGCCUUGGUCAACCAUGGCAGCCUGCAACGGAUGCUGUGCCGCGAAUAG
Messenger RNA from Penicillium macrosclerotiorum, 1113 nucleotides. RefSeq lists its product as uncharacterized. The transcript has 2 exons. Bases 1 to 1113 code for a protein of 370 amino acids. NCBI's taxonomy places the organism in Eukaryota, Fungi, Ascomycota, Eurotiomycetes, Eurotiales, Aspergillaceae. The record is from RefSeq and is a predicted model, not a curated record.